AUGUCGGGGACUGCUUAUACAAGACGAGGCAAAGACUUGAACUUUCCUCCAAAGAAACGGAAUCCUUCCUCUCCAAAGAUUGACUUGAGGUCAGGGUAUCAUCAACAAAAAAUCAGGGCAAGCAGUAUACCAAAAAUUGCUUUCAGGACUCGUUAUGGACACUAUGAAUUCAUUGUCAUGCCUUUUGGUUUGACCAAUGAUCUAGCUAUAUUUAUGGAUCUCAUGAACAGAGGGUUUCAUCAAUACUUAGACCAAUUCAUCAUAGUAUUUAUUGAUGACAUACUCGUGUACUUCAAAGACAAGAAACAGUAUGAGGAACAACUCCGAGUAGUACUUGAAACCUUGAGGAAUGAGAAAUUAUAUGUCAAACUCAAGAAGUAUGAAUUUUGGCUUGAUCGUGUAAGUUUCCUUGGUCAUGUGGUUACCGCCCAAGGAAUCGAAGUAGAUCCUGCAAAAGUAGAAGCAGUAACAAAUUGGCCAAGGCCGAGCAAUGUGGGUGAAGUUCGCAGUUUCUUGGGAUUGGCUGGUUAUUAUAAAAGAUUCAUUGAAGGCUUCUCAAAAAUAGCAGGGCCGAUGACUCAGUUGACGAGAAAGGGUGUGAAGUUUCAGUGGACAGAAAAAUGUGAGAAAUGUUUUCAAGAACUCAAGCAAAGACUAGUUUCAGCUCAUGUAUUGACGAUACUAGAUGGCUAUGAUGGAUUUGUGAUUUACAGCGAUGCCUCCAAAUAG
Messenger RNA from Olea europaea var. sylvestris, 729 nucleotides. RefSeq lists its product as uncharacterized. The coding region runs from base 1 to 729 and encodes 242 amino acids. NCBI's taxonomy places the organism in Eukaryota, Viridiplantae, Streptophyta, Magnoliopsida, Lamiales, Oleaceae. The record is from RefSeq and is a predicted model, not a curated record. The transcript has 2 exons.